AUGAACUCGAGUUACUUUGAUGCUGACAGUUCUGAGGGACAACCAAUAACUGAAGAAAAGAAAGCCAAGGUGAAUCCUAAGGAUGUUGUCUACUUGAUCAUUUGAAUUUGUUUUGCUGGACCUCAGUUAACUUGACCUCUUUAUUUAUCUGGACUUGAAAAUAAAGUUAUGGAAACUAUGAGCUGAUGCUUUUUUGUUCCUUUUUUGAUUCCAUUGUUUUCCAGGUCGUUGAGAUCAGAAAGUUGUUGGGUCCAUUGCCAGAAAAAUUGUCACUUUAUUGUUCUGAUGCAUGUAUUGCACGAUAUCUAGAGGCACGGAACUGGAACAUCAAGAAGGCACUCAAAAUGCUCAAAGGAAGCUUGAAAUGGAGACUUGACUAUAAGCCAGAGGAGAUACGCUGGGUGAGCUUCUGUUUUAGAUGUGACGCACUUGGUAACAAAACUUUUUCAUAUUUUUUCGAAAAUUUAUUUGGAAGGUACAUGUGGUGGUUUGAAAAGCUAACAGAAAGUCUUCUGACAGAAGUCAUAUUUCCUUCCAAGGAGUAUUCCCAGGUGUGAAAUCUUAGGAUUUUCAUGGCUAUUGGAUCAUUGAAAAGUAACCCAAAUGAGUUGACCUCUCACGGGAUCAAUCAUGUAUUAGAUUCCACAAAUCAUAAUUCUGAAACUAUGACUUACAUGUAAUCAUUCAAACAGUCAGUGUUGGUUACUGAUGCAUGUAAAAGUGUUGUGCUCUUGUGUUAUGCAUCCCUUUAGUUGGUUUAUCGUUUUCAGUUGCUCUUUCAAUCAAUGAUAGUUUGAGAAAAAUAUCAAGAGCUUUAGUAAAAACAAGAGCAGGUCAAAAAAAAUUUUGUGUAGAUCAAAUACUCGUAGUGGGUUGCAAAAUGCUUGUCUUCUUUCAAAAAUUACUACGAAUUAAUUUAAGUGAAAAUGGAUAAUUGAUAUUAUUGUGUCACUUCUCUAUGAUUUACUUAUUUUAUUCAUCAGCAUUAUCUUUGCGGAAGCAUGGGUUACACUUUUAAAUAUGAUACAAAAUGGGUAGCUUAUUAGUACUGAAAAAAUACGAUUUAGUUAGAAAGUCCAGUGUUGUAGAAGAGUACAAUGACACUGUCCACAACAGUUUUGUUGCGAUUGGUUUCAUGCUAGCUAGUCCGUUACGACUGCCACUGAUAUGAAGAGAGGAUUAUAUGGCAGGAGCAUAUUUCUGUGCAGAGUGGGUAGUCCCCAAUCGUAUGUCAUCAUGAAAGCCCUGUAGGGAAUAACCUUGAAGGGAAAGAAGGGGAAAAAGUCUGAAACCAUGUGGAAAACGAGAAGUUAUCUUUCUCCAUCUGAUCAUGCCUUGAAAGGUUUUUUAUAUCGUUAUAUUUAGAGGAGCUCGUCUCAUAUGAGCACAAGCUGAUUAUUUUACUUCGAAACGAGUAGCCAGGGAGGAAAUUUUUGGGUUUGACCAGAGAACUAUGCUCCCUGGUUCCUGCCAAAACCUGGUGAGAACAAAGUAAAAUUGGAAACUUUUUUUGACCUCUUCAAUAUAAGUUUAAUAGAGUCAAACCAUAUUAUAAUGGUCCUAUAUAACGAAGCAAAAGAUAAAUCGUCAAAGAUGUUUUUUUAUUAGAAUGCUGGAUGUUUAAUCUUCCCCUAGGUGGACACUUACCUAAUAAGAAUUUCUCGGAAAUGAACUUAUGCGCAUGAAGGUUUCAGAGAGAUUUCAGGAGCAACUGGGAAUUUUAAUUCUUGACGCAAUCUCUCCCUUAAACCCAGCAUCUAUUUAAAACUUUGGAUAAUAUCUGAUUUAGCGGUCUGUAUCUUUAUCUGGAUAGACUUCUCUUUUCUUGUGGUCGAUGAUCCCCACUUAUUGUCAGAUGGCAGUGAUCAGCAUAGUCUUUUACAUUAUAUUGCAUAUGCUGUUACUCAAGUUACCUUCCCUCAUUUUAACCACAAUAUUUAGGUUAGAGAAAUGUUUCUGCCCCCUGACAGGAUAGAUUAAGCGUGUAGUGGUAUCAAAUUGAGCAUGUACUUCCCUCUUGCAAAAAUCAAUUUCAUCUGGAAAGUAAUGCUUCUUAAAACUGAGCUGUACCAUUCUCUCCUGUAUAAAUCAGAGGCUCCUUGCAGCUGUUUAGUGCAUCAGUGGACGGAUGGUCUUUCUUCCAUUCUUCAAGACUCUGAAAGCCACCCCCUGAUGGUUUCAGGAUGGGAAUCGUUUGUAGAUCACUGCAUCAUUUCGAACCGCCGUUUGGACUAGGAUCGUCGUCAUCUGAAAUUUAUAUGCACGUUUCUUGACUGGUGGCAAACAGUGAACGAUAAUCCUUUACAAACCCUGACCAAGGCCUGAGGUUAACAUCCUUGAGAAGAAGAGUCAUCUGAAGGCUCAACGCUUUCAUUUCAGAGAUAGUGCCUCUAAAAUAGCUUGGCAGUUACCUUUAGUAAGAUUUCAUGAGCAAUUCAGAAGUCAACCUUGUCCCUCCGAGUCGUCGCUUUAUUAAAUUUUGGUGAUUUUCUAAUGGGUAGGGCAAUACACUUUGGGGAAUUCAUGCCAUCAUGUCAUUCCACGCCAUUUAAGCCAUUUUCAUUACGUCGGAUCUACUCUUAUCUUGAUAUUGAAUCUUGGUGUUAACUGCUUCACACCCUUAAAUCACUCCUAGGGCUGUACCUUUUCUUUUCUCUAUUAAAAUAAUCACUUCAAUGAGAUGGGGUUUUCUGACGCCGACUUCAGGAAUCAUACGACCAUCACGCAUCAUGGAGAUACAAUCUUAGCAAGAAAACAACGGCUUUUCGCUCGAUUUGUUCAACUGUUGCUUCCGUAGACUUUUAUAUUCCCUUCUCGGUGCACAAAAUUUCUUCUUCCGACUUACCAUCCUUGUAUUAUCAGAUCUUAUUCAUCCGUUCUUGCCGUCCCGUCUGCUGAUUCAGCCGUUGCAUGCUGAAGGAAGAGGUUGCUGCGGAAGCUGAGACGGGAAAGAUCUACAGGACGAACAUACGAGACAGACAUGGGAGGAGCAUCCUCGUCAUGAGGCCUGGGCGCGAGGUCUGAAUUAACUAGGCACCAUGCAUGCAGCAUGCAGCCUCCAUGUGCUUCUCCUUCAUCUCCUUGACUAGAACCUCUGCGAUCGCAUUGUUCUAACAAGGCUGUACAGAUGAGAGAGGGGUUUUGACGGUUCUUCUUAAGAACUGACAAUGGGCAAAUUCUCACUCGUCCAAACUGCAGAACACCCACUCAGGCAAGGGGCAGAUCAGGUACCUGGUCUACUGCAUGGAGAACGCUAUCUUGAACCUUCGUCCGGGCCAGUCCCAGAUGGUCUGGUUGAUCGACUACGAUGGGUACAAGCUAUCAAAUGUCUCCCUCUCGGUGAGCAAGGAGACGGCGCACAUACUGCAAGAUCAUUACCCGGAGAGGCUGGGGGUGGCUGUUCUCUACAACCCACCCAAGUUCUUCGAACCCUUUUGGAAGGUGCGUCUUUUGACUCCCGUUGCAAAAUCUAAAAUUUUCCAUCAUCUAGAAAAAUAUCUGAUCUUUAAAUGAUAUAUAGAACACUUUUCAACCACCAAGAUUAUUCCAAAAAAAUCUAGUUCAUUUCCAUAAUAUAUUUCUCUUUUGACCCAUUCCAUCUAGUUCUUCUUUUGACUCCCGUGGCAAAAUCUAAAAAUCUCCAUCAUCUAGAAAAAUAUCUGCUCUGCAAAUGAUAUAUAGAAAAUUUUUCAACCACCAAGAUUGUCCCAAGAUUAUUCCAAAAAUCUAGUUCCUUUCCAUAAUAGAUUUCUCCGCUGACACAUAUCUGAAAUGUGCCUUUUUUAAAAUAUCUACAUAUUUAGAAAAUAUAUGAUAUGUUUAGCGACCGUGGAAUACCGUCCCAAGAUUAUUCCAAAAAGCUAGUUCCAUCCCAUGUAUUAACUCCCCGGAUGCACAUUCCAUGGCCUACAGUUCUCGAUACUUCCCUCUUCCAAGCUCUGCCAUCAAAAUUACGGAAUGUCUCCAUGGAUAUUCUGGUCGCAACCCCCCUCCCCCAGUGCCUGGGCUUCAAGAUCUUCAAGAUCUUCACGCCCAGAAGAGUACUUACUACAUGGGAUGGUCAAGCUGAACUCUGCCUAAUGCAGAUGAUCAAGCCCUUUCUGGAGCAGAAGACCCGCAAGAAGGUGAGGUUCGUCUACACGGACGAUCCCUCCAGCUCGAAGAUCAUGGAGGACGUCUUCGGCAUGGACAGGCUCGAGUCCGCUCUCGGCGCCGACAGUCAACUCUCCUUCGACUACGAGGAGUACGCCAAUCGGAUGAGGGAGGACGACAAGAGGAUCCCCUCCUUCUGGACCAGGAGAGAAGACGCUAACGGAGGACAAGCAGAGGAGAGAACAGCGGCCGAAGUCCCUCCUGUUCCGAGAUUAUCGGAGUCCGAAUCGGACGACUCGUCCGGAGGGAACGGAGUCGACUCGUCCCCCCAGAGGCCUCCCUCGGGUGACGAAUCGGUGGAUGAGGAGCCUCCAAGGGCGUCCACAUGA
Spirodela intermedia is the source of this 4481-nucleotide messenger RNA. The record is from the annotation of a GenBank genome assembly. NCBI's taxonomy places the organism in Eukaryota, Viridiplantae, Streptophyta, Magnoliopsida, Alismatales, Araceae.